Molecule: messenger RNA, 273 nt
Organism: Scaptodrosophila lebanonensis
Lineage: Eukaryota; Metazoa; Arthropoda; Insecta; Diptera; Drosophilidae
Exons: 2
Coding region: 8-190 (60 amino acids)
Source: RefSeq, a predicted model, not a curated record
UUUUAUAAUGAAAGCAUUAUUUUUAUUUUUCAUAUUUCUGCUCGUCUCGCUGACAAACGCAUAUGCAUUGCCGACGUUUGAAGGCGUCUGCCAACUGUCCGGUGAUUGGUGCUCGACCAGAUGCCAAAUAGCUGGCGGACGUGACGGAAUUUGCAACAAGGUGCAUCUCUGCAUAUGCCGCCCAUUGUGAGAUGAUCGUUCAGUUAUGUUACUAUUAAUUCUGCUGUUAACGCAAACAAGUGUUCAUACAUAAAACCAAGUAUAUAUUUACAA